Trypanosoma rangeli is the source of this 645-nucleotide messenger RNA. RefSeq lists its product as uncharacterized. Lineage: Eukaryota; Euglenozoa; Kinetoplastea; Trypanosomatida; Trypanosomatidae. The coding region runs from base 1 to 645 and encodes 214 amino acids. The record is from RefSeq and is a predicted model, not a curated record. The transcript has a single exon.
AUGACCUCCGCGUCUGCAUGCCCGCUGUGCAAGCGUCACUUUGGGAUUCUUCGUUGGAGGCACGAAUGUGACCACUGCAAAAAAACCGUGUGUGAUGACUGUGCACCCAAGCUGCAUGAUAGCCGUCAGUGCACUGCGUGUGCUGCGAAGGCGAAACAGCUACGACAGACGCAGAAGCUGCAACAGAUCCCAAAUCCCGUAUCGGUGGGGGAUGAGCGGGCCACACGUAUGCGGGCCGCUGAGGAGCGUAUGAAGGCGGCGAUGCAGCGCGGUAGGCCACAGACUCGGGAUGUGCAGCACCCUGUAUUGUCAGUAGAGACACCGAUACGAGAAAUGCCGCAGCAGCAGCAGAUGUGUGACACUGGCACGUCAUCAUCGACACACGCUGAUGUGCCAACACGAGCGAAUCCGGAGGAGAAUCCUGUGCUGGCUGCAGCGCUUCGUCGUCGGGAGCAAGAGCAAUUGGGCGGGAACACGAACCGGGGAAACAGCUCCGAGAAGAUGAGGCUGUUGAGUGCCAUUGUUGCCGUUCUUCACCAGUGGGGAGAGGAUGAGCCGUUCGGUCUUCGUUCCAUGGAUGAGACGAAGCUACAGUCAUACUUAUGCUACCUCAAAAGCAAGGACAAGAGCUCUGCUGUUUUGUAG